Sugiyamaella lignohabitans is the source of this 1077-nucleotide messenger RNA. RefSeq lists its product as uncharacterized. Gene Ontology annotation, molecular function: oxidoreductase activity, acting on the CH-CH group of donors, NAD or NADP as acceptor. NCBI's taxonomy places the organism in Eukaryota, Fungi, Ascomycota, Dipodascomycetes, Dipodascales, Trichomonascaceae. The record is from RefSeq and is a predicted model, not a curated record. The coding region runs from base 1 to 1077 and encodes 358 amino acids. The transcript has a single exon.
AUGUCUCUACAAAUCAAAGAACUUGUUCUUGAGAACCCUCCUGUCACCGAGACCAAUCUUGUAUUGGGUCAAGAGACUUCCACAUUCAAAGAGGUCACCUCGACUUUGGACCCCGAGUCGCUCAAGACCGGUGAUAUCGUCGUUCAGCCAUUGAUCUUUUCUAAUGAUCCUACUCAAAGAGCCUGGAUUCAAAAGGGGUUGGAUCCUAAGAGAAUGUACGUUCCUCCUGUUCUGAAAGGAGAAGCCAUGAGAUCGCUUGGUGCUGGUAAAGUCAUUGUUUCCAAGUCGGACAAAUACAAGGUCGGUGAUAUUGUCAUUGGCCUAUUAAGCUGGUCGAAUUAUUCUCUUGUUAAUGAAUUGAGAAUCUCUACUAAAGUUUCUGACCCCAAUGCCGACCUUCCUACCUACCUCUCGCUUGUUGGAGCAUCUGGUCUUGCUGCCUAUUAUGGUCUGACUGAGGUUGGCAGAGUCAAGCCCGAGCACACUGUGGUCGUUUCUGCUGCUUCUGGAGCUACUGGUAUCAUUGCUGUUCAAUAUGCCAAGCACGUUAUUGGCUGUAAAAAGGUCAUUGGUAUCACCGGAUCCGACGACAAAAUCGACCAUGUGAAGAAAGUGGGUGCUGAUGUUGCUGUCAACUACAAAGACCCCGAGUUCAAGAAGCAAUUGUCCGACGCCAUUGGUCCUGAUUUCGCUGAUGUCUACUUUGACAACGUCGGCGGCGAGAUCCUCGAUUUCAUGCUCAGUAAAGUCAAGCCAUUCGGCGUGGUUAUUGCCUGCGGAGCCAUUGCCGGCUAUAACGACCACUCCAAGGGUUUCAUCCGAAACUGGGGCCAAAUCAUCACCAACCGUCUGCGAGUCGAGGGAUUCAUUGUCACCGAUUUCAAAGACAAGCACGCCGAGACCUUUGUCAAGCUGUUCACAGCCCUCCAACAAGGCAAAAUCUCGCUCUCCGACAGCAUCAACCUCGUCGACCUCUCAUCCGAGUCCAACUCGCUCGCCAAGAUCCCCGAGGUCUGGGGCCAGCUCUUCUCGGGUAACAAAGUCGGCAAACUCCUGACCCGUGUCUCUAAGAUCUAA